AUGAAGUUGAGAGCGGCCUUCCUGGCCUUCAGCCUUGCCAGUCUGGGUAGAGGACAACAGAGCGUUGGAGCAGAUGGUGUCACCACUGUUUCUAGUGCGAACUGUACAGCUACGGGGACUCAAACUUAUGCCUACACGGAUCCUUCGGGUAUAGCAUACAGAUAUAUCUGUGGCGCAAGUGCGAACGGCAAUGCUGUUACUCAAAUUUCGGUGUCUAACUGGACCGGCUGCUUCGCUGCUUGCGAUAGUUACGUCAACUGUACAGGUUUUACAUACAAUGCCGGCGCAAACUUGGGCGCGGGAACAGGAAACUGCGCCAUCAAGACCGUAAACCCUAACACUUUCUCAAACACAGGCACAGCCAAUCUUGUAGCAACUCGCAUUGCUGCCGUUAUGCAGCGAUAUGUCCCAUACAUACCAAAUUUUGCCUGUCCAGCACAAAAUAGUCAGGUCGUAACCGAUCUGAGCGGAGUACCAUAUCUAAUAGGCUGUGGAAACGAUUCGAACGGCGCAGUAGUCGCUACGGUACAAGCACCAAACAAUUUUGAUGACUGCUUCUCAUCAUGCGACGCAUAUACUGCCACUGUUGCGCCCUCAAUUUGCAACCUCUUUGUCUAUGUCGGUCACUCUAACGGUCUCAACGACUCCUUCGUCGACUUCUUCUUCAUUUUUAUCACCAACAUCGACCCCCGCCGUCACCAGCAGCAGCAGCAGUUCUUCGGUCUCGAGCAGCAGCAGCUCAUCUUUGUCAAGUUCCUCCUCUUCCAGCAUAUCGAGCAGCAGCAGCUCAUCUUCAUCAAGUUCAUCAUCAUCCAGCAGCAG
Aureobasidium uvarum is the source of this 822-nucleotide messenger RNA. NCBI's taxonomy places the organism in Eukaryota, Fungi, Ascomycota, Dothideomycetes, Dothideales, Saccotheciaceae. The record is from the annotation of a GenBank genome assembly.